UCUGCAGUUCUGAAGAUCUUCUGAGCUUCAUCCACCUUGUGAUCCCUGACUGGCCUGUGUCCCCUGAUCACUGGAUCCCCUGCACCCCUGAUCACUGGAUCCCCUGUUCUCACUGAUCACUGGAUCCCCUGUUCUCCCUGAUCACUGGAUCCCCUGUUCUCCCUGAUCACUGGAUCCCCUGUUCUCCCUGAUCACUGGAUCCCCUGUUCUCCCUGAUCACUGGAUCCCUUGUUCUCCCUGAUCACUGGAUUCCCUGCACCCCCUGAUCACUGGAUUUACUGCACCUUUGAUCCCUGGAGCCCCUUCACUUCUGGGCACUGUAUUCCCUGCACCCUCUGAUCUCUGCAUCUCCUGCACUCCCUGAUCACUGUAUCCCCUGCACCCCCUGAUCUCUGCAUCUCCUGCACCCCCUGAUCUCUGCAUCUCCUGCACCCCCUGAUCUCUGCAUCUCCUGCACUCCCUGAUCACUGGUUCCCCUGCACCUCCUGAUCUCUGCAUCUCCUGCACCCCCUGAUCUCUGCAUCUCCGGCACCCCCUGAUCACUGGUUCCCCUGCACCUCCUGAUCUCUGCAUCUCCUAAGCUCCUCUCUCUCCUGCUCCAUGCCACCCUGAUCACUGGUUGCCCUGCACAAUCUCACCAGUGGAUCUUCCAUCACCCUGUGAUUCUCACCUCUCCUGAAACCCCUGAAAACGGAUUCUCCUUUCCUGUAUUACAUGGUUCUUGCUGCCUGCAUUGCCUUCUUCUGCUUGGUGCAACUCUGACUGCUUGCUGCCUGCACCCCCAACUACUGCCUUUCUUUCUCACUGCCAAUCCCCAGCACCCCAAACGCCUGCCUUCUUUGUACCCCCUCAUUACCCUCUUCUGAUCUUUAUCUGCCCUGCGCCUCCCUGAUAUCACCCCUAAGCCCCCGAACUUUUAUCUCCCCUGCACACCUGAUACCCCACAAUAUAAACCCUGCACCCUCUAAUCACUGUCUCCCUAUACCUUCUGAUCUCUCGUCUGCACCACCUGAUCUCCCCCUUGCCUCCCUUGAAUUAUCUCUCCUGCCACCCCGAUCUCUCGCCUCUGCACCCCGAUCUCUCCCUCCUGCACCCCUUGAUCUCUUUCCCUUGCCCCCCUCCCAAAUUUUUUCUCCCCUGCACUCCCUGAUUUAUCUCCCCUGCACCACCUGAUCUCUCUUUCUUGCACCUCUUGAUCUUUCUCUUGCCCGCCCCCCCUCCAAAAUGAUUUCUCCCUUGCACCCCCUAAUCUCACUCUCCUGCACCUCCUGAUCUGUCUCUCCUUUACCCUCUGAUGCACCCUCUGAUCUCUCUCUCUCCUGCACCCUCUUAUCUCUUUCACUCCCUUGCCCCCAAAAAUAUCUCUCCCUUCACCCCCUGAUUGCUCUUCACCCCUGCACACCCGGAUCUCUUUCCCCUAUACUCCCCGAUUUCUAACUCCCCUGCACCCUUCAUCUCUGUCCCCAGUUGGUACUGUGAGAAAUACCAGAGCAGCUUUCUCCCUCUCACCAUGACUGAGGCCGCAAGAUGACACAAUGACUGAAACUGUCGCCACUCGGAAGUCGCAGUGGGUGUCCUUUAAUGAUGACACCAAAUUACAAGGUGAUGAAAAGGAACACCAACCGAGCCGCCAAUCAACGGAGCAAGAGAAAGCUGCAGAGAUACAGAGUGGAGCUUCCGCUGGGACUGGUUCCUCCCACCUUCACCAAUCUGAUGGAGCAGACGGAUCUCCAAAGCCCAUAAGGACCGAUGUCUCAUCCUGGGUUCACUUUGAGGAGCCUCACCAUCCCCCUUCCCCGGGGAAAAGUAAGGCAGGCUCCCCUUCGAGAGUGUCGGAAUGGCGUUCCCCCGGUCGCAGCCCAUACAGACGCCCUGCGUUGCCAUCGCAGAGCAGCUCAGAGGCCAAUUAUGAAGACAGCGGUACGAGUAUGGGGCCCCCCUACACAGACAUUGCCAGCGAGGAUGCUUCAGGGACCGGCUCUGCAGAUAACUCUUCUCUCCAAGAUGAUGAUGAGCUAGACAUGGAGACCGUCGGUUGGCCAUCCAACACUUGUCCAGUUAAUGGUCACACCGGAACCACUUCUCGUUUUCCCAGUUGGGUCACUUUUGAAGAUGAAACUGCUCCAUCUUCCCCAAGGGACGUUCCUCAAAAACCACCAGAGAGCCCAAAAUCUCCUUCAACAACGGACUUUGUCUCUAAACCUGUUGGAGCCUUAAAAAAAAGGGAAAGGCCUAAGAGCUCAUUUGUUGACCUAAACAGGACACAAAGGCUUGACAUUUCAUCUUUGCACAGGCAGCUCUCGUUAAAUUCCACCCCAACAAAGGCUCCCAACCCGUUUUUAGAUGAGUCCCUGAAAGAUGUCCAGCCGUCACCAAUCAAUCCGUUCAGCUCGUGGUUUGAGGAGCAAGAACGGCGUUCUCAACACUCUUCGGUAUCCAGUGGCCCGGACUCAAGCCAAAGGAAUUCCAUUUCCCUUCUUGCUGAAGAACUCGAUACCGAUCAGUUUGAGGAUUACAGAAAGAAGGCUUUGCAAGCUGAUGCUGUAGAACAUCUCAAACAGAUUCAGAUUGAAGACCCAGAUUCCCCUGGUAGCCCCACUCUGCCAGACGACCCUCUGAAAUACGAUGAACCCCUUGGCCCUUGUUUGACUUUUACCAAGCCCCAGCCAAAGGAUGGCUGGCCAAUGAUGCUUAGGAUUCCGGAGAAAAAGAACAUUAUGUCCUCUAGGCACUGGGGCCCUAUCUACGUCAAAGUCACCGAAGCUGGGUUUCUGCAGCUCUUUUAUGAAAAGGGUUUGGAAAAGCCUUUUAGGGAAUUUAAAUUAGAAGUCAACCAUGAGAUUGCAGAUUCUAAACUUCAAAACUAUGAUGAAAAUGGCAGGAUUCACACUGUCCGUAUUGACCGGGUGCUGUACAAAGAGAAACGCAAGUACCAGCCAAUGCCUCUGGUCAGUCACACAGGGGAGAGAGAGCAGGUGGUCAAACUGGGGACAACAGACUAUUCAGACUUCAUAAGCAUGACCGCCUCUGUCCAGGAUGUCCUCUUCCGCCUUCCGGCCAUAGUAGACCUUAGCACUGUGCACCAAAAUUACAUAGAGGAGGAGAUCACUGUGGACGUGAAAGAUGAAUUCCGUGGAAUCCUUGGUAAGGGGGAAAGCCAGCUUCUCGAACACUCUGUGGUCACACGCGUCCAAGUUCUUAGCUUUAUCUCAGGUAUGGCGGACUGUAGCCUAGGGCUUAAUGACAUCCUUAUUAAAGGCAAUGAAGUUGUUUCCAGACAUGACAUUAUGCCAACCACUACCACCAAGUGGGUGAGACUCCAUGAUUGCCAAUUCCACUCGUCUGUAGAUGAGGAAGCAUUUCCCAGCUCCAGAAUGGUGAUGUUCACCCCGUUGGAUGCCUGUAGGUUUGAACUAAUGAGGGUAAGGACAAUAUUUUCUGAAAAGACUUUGCCUUUCACGCUCAGGACCAUGGCUUGCAUUCGUGGGGCCGAGGUUGAGCUACAGAGUUGGUUGGUCAUGUCUUCGGGCUUCUCCUCCAACAGAGACAGUCUGUCGCAGGUCCCUUGUGAGAACAUCACUAUUCGGCACCCAGUACCACCAGAGUGGGUGAACUAUUUCCGGAGAGACAGUGUAUUGGGAGAGAAGUCCUUGAAGGCGAAAGUCAACAGGGAGGCCAGCUUCGGUUCUCCAAGCUUAUCUGGGACAGAGCCAGCCAUGAGAGUAACACUGGGAACAGCCAAGUACGAACAUGCCUAUAGCGCCAUCGUGUGGAGGAUAAACAGACUGCCAGAUAAGAACUCAGGAUCGGGUCAUCCCCACUGCUUCUACUGCCGCCUGGAGCUCGGAUCUGACCGGGAAGUGCCACGGACCUUUGCAAAACACGUGGAGGUAGAAUACCACAUGCCAGCAGCCUCGGCAUCAAAGAUCGCUGUGCGUUCCAUCUCUGUGGAGGACAGGACAGAAAUCAAAAAGUGGGUGAAUUAUUCCGCCCAUUAUCUCUACAAGGUGGAGAUUGAACAGAAGAAGACGUUGAACCCAGACAUGGACAGUGAAAUGGUAGACAACCCUCUGGAAUGUGUCACUCAGUAAAUUUUCUGGGAACUAAUAAACAGAGGAUGAACCUGGUCAUCAUGACUUCCGACCACACACACCAGACUUGCCAGGCAGUGAUGGAACAAAUACUUCCUAUAGCUGGAUUUACAAAUAUGGUGACAUUUUGUUGGUGGCCUUUUCUCUGGACUUCUACCCCGGGAUCAUUGUGGAUGAAACAUUAGAAGUCUAGUUUUUGGGAUUCUACAUGAUGGCGGAGGUGGACCACAUCUCCGUUCUACCACCACAGACUGUGGUCUAGGUUCUCCAUGAAGGUUCCUGCGGUGUUGGUUGUCUGAUAUGAAGUCAGUCUUCGAUCACCUCUUUUACCAUUUCCAAAGUUCGGACCAUUUCACAACCUGUUCUCGGCACAGUGCGGACAUUUUAUCUGUGAAUGCACAGAAAACAAACCUUCAAGGACAAUUAAAUGACAUCCUGCGUCGGAAAACACAGGGAAAGAUUUUUUUUUUUUUUCUUGUAGAAUCAAUUUGCACAGAAGUUUUUUCAUAUUUUAUUAGGGAAUAUUUAGGGAUUUGCAGUAAAGGGCUGAAUUAUCUCUUGA
Molecule: messenger RNA, 4653 nt
Organism: Rana temporaria (common frog)
Lineage: Eukaryota; Metazoa; Chordata; Amphibia; Anura; Ranidae
Gene: STON2
Product: stonin 2
Exons: 7
Coding region: 1536-4091 (851 amino acids)
Biological process (GO): clathrin-dependent endocytosis; synaptic vesicle endocytosis; regulation of endocytosis
Cellular component (GO): synaptic vesicle; AP-2 adaptor complex
Molecular function (GO): clathrin-cargo adaptor activity
Source: RefSeq, a predicted model, not a curated record